Paramecium sonneborni is the source of this 1017-nucleotide messenger RNA. Lineage: Eukaryota; Ciliophora; Oligohymenophorea; Peniculida; Parameciidae. The record is from the annotation of a GenBank genome assembly.
AUGAAUUCAGAAUAAUUUAAUCCUUAAUCAUAUGAAUUAUAGAAACUAUAUUAAAUAAGGGAAACUUUACAUUAGUAAUAGAGAUUAUAAUAAUUGAAUGCCUUAUUAUAACAAUAAAGAAUGCAAAUGAUGAAUAAUUCUUAAACAUAGCAAUAAUCAUCUUUAGCAAUAAAAUAAGUAGAUUAGAUCUAUGAUUGUAAUGCAAAAAAUUAGUUAAAGUUAGCUUCUAGUAAAAAUGUCUAUUUGUUUUCUUAAAAAUUAAAAAAUAAAGAUUCUAUAUAGGAACUAAUUAAAAUGGUUAGAAUAUGUCCUUUAAAUAGUGAAUAAACACAAGAGUUGACAUCUUUAAUUGCUGAGAAAUUAUUGUAAAAAUAAUAAAAAGUUGAUUAUGCUUAGUAACAUAAUCUUAUAAUUUUACAUUUACAAAUAACAAAUAGAUUAUCUAUUGAUAUAUUAUAAUUCUAUGUAUUGUUAUUUGUAAGAUUUCCAAAUUUAUUAACAAUAGUUGGCAUAAUAGAAAAUUGGUUAUCGACUUCAGAAAAUGCUGUUGCUUAUUUAGAAGAAGUAUGUUCACAUUUCAUAAAAGAGAUAUCUGGAACAUUGGUACAAUUUGUAUGUAAUAAGGAUAAUAAGAAUAAUUAUAAAGUAAAAGUAUUAAUUAUAACAAAGGGCAGGUUAGAAAUGCUGAAAUUAUUGAUCAAGUAUAUAGGAAAUGAAGAAUUAUUAUCUGCUUUUAUUAUGUUGGAUGUUACAGAAAUGUUGGAGAAUUGUAUUGAACAUCAUUUUUAUAAGGAAACUUUCUAGGUGAUAGUAACAUUUUUUGAGAAUAGCAAUUUUAAUCAUUUUGUAAUUAAUUUAAUUAUUGUAUUUUAGAAAUCUAUAGAGAAAGCAAUAAAAAAAUUAUAUGAUAAAUUAAAUUCUGAGUAAAAAUACUAAUUGGAUUCAUUAAUUAAAGAGUAUAGAAGAAAUUAAGAAAAAAACAAAGCGAAAGCACUUAAAAAAUUAGAUGAAUUAUGA